Molecule: messenger RNA, 6069 nt
Organism: Sporisorium graminicola
Lineage: Eukaryota; Fungi; Basidiomycota; Ustilaginomycetes; Ustilaginales; Ustilaginaceae
Exons: 1
Coding region: 1-6069 (2022 amino acids)
Molecular function (GO): protein binding
Source: RefSeq, a predicted model, not a curated record
AUGAUCAAACCUCCAACUAUGGGCGUGUUUGCCCGCGACCCUCCUCCGACGACUGGCAAGGGUGGCGUCGCGGCAGCAUCCUCAUCUUCAUCCUCGUCCAGCUCUCACCUACAGCUUCUCCCACAAGACCUUCCCCCUCCACACCAAGGUUCAUCCCAUCCUGCUGAUCUGACAGCAUCAGACCCACUGCAUCCCGAUGAUGAAGCAGUGCAGGAUGAUGACGAUCAAGGCACCGUCGACGAAGAGGCUGGUGUGAUUCGCUGUAUUUGUGGCUGCGACGAGGAUGAUGGCUUCACCAUCCAGUGCGACCGGUGUCUCGUCUGGCAACAUUGCGCUUGCUUUGGCAUGUCACAGGCUUCCGUCCCUGACGAGUACCUCUGCGAGCAGUGCUCCCCUCGCCCCGUCGACAUUGGUUUUGCUCAGGCGCAUCAACAGAAGCGCAAGAACAACGAGGCUCGAAAGGCGCUCAUGGAUCGCAACCUCAAACGCCAAGCACAAGCACUAACUUCCAACAACGCGUACAACCAGCCCUACGUCGUCCAAGAUGCCGUUGCCUCGCCUACGUCCAGCACGCACCCUCCUUCUUCCUCUUCCAUAACCGUCGACGAAUCUUCGUUUGUCGUCCACCAAAACGCAGGCCUGGCACCGCCGCCAACAACAGCAGCACGUUCGCGCAAGCCCAGCCAGGCUCUCGACCUCUCCAACACCCAGUUUGUCGUUCCAGAAGUUCCUGCCAGCGCAGGCGCAUCAAGCAGAGGCGCAAAGCAGCGCAAAGGCAACAAAGGUUCUCGCAGGGGUUACGACACUCCUUCUGCCGUCUCAACUCCCGUCCGUGGCGUCUUUACUCCCGGUAGCUCGCACGAACGCACGGAUGACCCUUUCGACCUGGCAGACCAACUCGAGGCAUGGCAUGUCGAGUUCACGCCUAUCGCCAAAAACAUGGUCGCCGAUCCUUCAAUCCUGCAGAAUCUCGCCCUUGCCAUGCUCGAUUGGGAGGACGGCAGUCCGCUCAAAGCAGCUCCUGGUCCAACAGGUCGUGUCAUUGUCCCCACAGCUCCCCGCAUCUCCAAAUUCUCGCAUGCCGACCUUCAUGUGCCCUCAUCAUCCGUAUCCUCUCCAACGUGUUCAUCACCCCGCGCUCUCGAUUCACCCAGUCUAGAGCCUGACUUCACUGGCAUCUCCGCCGUCGGCCAAGAGUGCGUCCCUAUCGAGCUCACUGGCCCCUCCUUGGCUGACCUUGCCUGCAGAACCUAUGUCAGACACAUCUCUGAGUCGGCAUCGGCAGGCGUCUUCAGCAACCUCCUUUACGUCAAUAGCUCGGCAGACGAGCCACAGCGCGGAUGGUGUGCUUCGCGCGCUUUCUCGAGACCUGUCAUGCACGGCCUCUUCGCCGAUGGCUCCAUCCCAGCGGGUGCCUUCAUCUCCGAGCUCCGCGGUGAGCUCUACAGCGCCGACGCGUAUCGCAACAACCCCAUCAACCAAUAUGCUGCUCUGGGCGCCACCAAACCCCAUGUACACCUCCUCCCGCCCCCACUCAAUCUCGCCAUCGACGCUCGACGAUACGGAAACGAAGCCCGCUUUGCCCGAUUCAGCUGUCAUCCCAACGCUGUUCUUCGCCCCAUCCUUUUCUACCCCAACGGCCAACCACUUUGUGCUCGCUCUCGCACCAGCUCCAGAGCCCAGUCGCCCUCUCCUGCCGCUCCCUUGUCCGCACGUCAGAACAGAUACGCAGACACUCCACCGGCAGAGUCCCGGAGCGAAGAGCCGCAGCUCCUCUUUGGUCUGUUUGCUCUUGUCGACAUUCCUCGGACGCACGAGAUCACCGUGGGUUGGGAAUGGGAUGAUGCACACAUUGUCCACUUUUUGCCCGAGCUGGUUCAGAACCCGUAUCUAGAACCUCGCCAUGGCGACGUCGAUGCCGACCAGCACACUGCCAACAUGGUCGCUUUAGCUGAAAAGGGCGAGUUCCCCUAUGCUGACACCGACUUCUCGAUCAAGAUGAGCACCGUGGCUGCCGCGCUUCUCGGUUGCGUCCUGUGCGCCUGCAUAGGCUCGGCAGCUCCCCCUGGAGGCGGCGGAGGUGCCAGUGCCAACAACGGCCGCAAGCAGGACUGUGCUGUCGCUCAGAUGCUCAGGGUCGGAAACGGCAUGUCGCUUCUCAACGUCACUAUGCCGGGCAAGAACAAUCGCAGAGCAAAGCUGCCGGACUUUUCACCGCUCGUCGGCAUCCGCAGGCAUUGGAGACCCUUCAGCUUGCCGCCUACCCCAGACACGUCGGCCAAGGACGCGGCGUCACCUGCGGAUCCGGCUCUGCUCGCCGCUCUAGCAGCUGAAGGCAAGGCUCAUGCGAUCCGACUGCUGGACGACAUGGAGCUCGAAGGCGAGGCAGGCUGUGGAGGCAACGAAGCCCUGGUCAAGCGCAGCACUGGUCGCAAAGGCGGAAGGAUGACGAAACAACGGCAGCAUCGCAAUGACACAGCCGACUCUGGCUCAGAUCUAGAACGUACCGCAUCCGACUCGGAGGACGCUGAUGACACGCGUUCCAUCGCCUCUUCGCUCACCGACCCCCUGUCUGGCCUGAGCGACAACGAGACGCUCGGCGAGGACGAGGACCAAGAUCUGAUGGACGCCAUGCGCGCCGCAAGUGGCUUGCAAUCGCGUAGGCGAUCCGCCAAGGGAGGUGAAGCCAGCGUUGUGGACACCGAACUGUCAGGUUUGUUCCUACUGCCACCCAAGAAGCGUUCCAUGCGCACGCGCAUCAAGGCAACCAUGGCGCCUUCUGACGAUGACGAGGCUACGGACCGAGAUGAUGCGCACGAAGAGGACGACCCUGUGCCGGCGGUCAAGGCGAUCAAGAAGGCUAAGGCAGCUUCAAAGCGCAAAGGCAAGCUCGAUACUGGACGAUCUGGCGUCGAUUUCUCCACCGACGUAGAGCAGGAGCAUGGCCAUCACUCUGCAGCAACGCCGGCCAAGAAGCGCAGAAAGUCUGGCAACAUCGCGGAUCCCAGCUCACCGCUCUCUUCCUUGCCGUCGCCCAACUCCGACCGCCCAGGGAUCAGCCCGCCUCCGCCUGUGCCACGCCUGUCGGCCAAGCAUCGUCUGGAGAACGAGAGACGCAUGUCGGACGUCGAGUUGUCCAAGAAGAAACGUGCCGCUAAGCGUGGACGCAACGGCAGUGCCAAGGCUACCGAACCUCGUUCCAAGGAGUCGGCAUCCAAGCGUCGCAACAGAGAGGAGGCACGCAUCCAUCGCAAUGCUAUCCUUGAUCUUGGUGACACUGAAUCGAGCGAAGAGCACAUUUCGGAGGACGACGACGAUGGUCAGGAAUCGGACAGCAAUGAGCACGGACGUAACCAAGACGCAGACGUCACAAUGGCAGAGAUGGACAGCCGAGCAUCGACACCGCGCGCAUCACAAACGAAUGCCAAACCUGCUCGCCAUACGCCUGAGGCGAGCGUGUCAAGCAAAGCGAUCAAGAAGGAGAGGCUCUCCACACCCACUGCAGCAGACGAUCGCAAGUCCGCGUCACGCAAAGAUACCCCCACCAAGACCAAGAAGGUGCGACGCAUCCUAUCCGAUUCCGACGCAAGCAGCGACGAAGCAGAUGUCGACCGCGCAGCUUCGACACCGACUACCACCGAUAAUCAAGCUGCUGUCGAGUCGAACAGUGGUGCAGUUGAUUCCAAGGACGCCGAUGCACAGCCUAAAAUGGAAGAUGAUAAAGCGAUGGCAGACCGUGCCGGAGACAAGCAAGCAUCUGAUUCUGUUCCGGCCCCUGCUCCUGCCCCUGUACCCGAGGUCAAGAAGGAGGAGCCCAGAGUCAAGCUCUCUUUGGCUGAAUACAAGCGUCGACUCGCUGAACGCCGGGUAUCUGAGCAACAAAGCGCGAAUGUCUCGACGCCUCCUCUUACUCCAUCCCUCGCCACGCCCACUUCGGAAUUCGCGCCGUCGCCUUCGCCGGCACUCGAGAGGAGAGAUCCUUUGCCGACUCUCGCUCUUCGAGCGCAAGAGCCAACGCUCACCACCGCCCUCGCCGAGACCAUCUCUACUCCCACGAGUAUGGCCCCACCCACACCAACAACUAACGUACCUGAUGCUGCUGCUGAGACAAACAAGGCGUCAUCAGCAGCCGUUCCGCGAGGCGUGCUCUUUACAUCCAUCUCGGCACCUACAGCCAUUCGCUCGGUGGAGAUUCCAAAGUCGCCUUCGCCAGAGCCCACAGCAAGCUUGUCCGCGCAGCAGCAACAGAGUGGUGUCGUGCCUGCAGCAGCUGCUUCAGCUUCGGAGGAGCCGGGCACCACCGUGGCCACCCAGUCUGGUGUGGCCUUCAGCACAAGCGGGUCUGCGUCGUCACCAACAUCGGCCGUCAGCGCCUUUGCCCCGGGAGGCUCCAGUGCAGACGGGCCUGCGUUGCUGAUGCGCUUGGAGACGCGUCGAGCCGGAGCUCCCCCUGCGCCCCAGCAACCAGGUGCUGUCGCUGGCGACAAGGACGCACAGCAAGUCGGUUCAGGAAGCAGUGUCUCUGCAGAUGCAGAUGCACUUGCCAAACCCAUCACGGCCAGCACAGGUCAACCGUCCAAUGCACCCGCCCCCGGAACCGCCGCGGCCAUCGCUUGGGGAUCAGCAUCAUCCACUUCGACGCCGUUGCGAUCGCCUUCGCUGGGUCCGACGCGAGCUCAGCCAGGCGGCCGCAUGCCACCUUCGCCAUCGGGCUUGUCGACGACGUUCAACCCGCCCAAGGCGCCUCGCGCGUUCAUGAGUCCCCCCGGCGCAACGUUGCCGCCUCCUUCGACCAUGCCUGCCUCUAGCCAUCACGUUCACAGCGUCAGUACACCUGUCGCUGUGUCGACUCCUGCACCUGCCGCAUCGCCUGCCGUCACAUCGACGCCUGCACGCGCUGGAAUAGCUGGAGUUGCGGUGGGAGUGGGUAACACGCCGUCCACGACCAGCUCUGCCAGUUCCUCGGCAUCUUCACGCUACCCGUCGCAUGGUCCAACUUCGCCCACGCCCGUCUCGACCGCAUUGUCCCCGUUCAACAGCAGCAGCUCCGCUGCGGGGUAUGCGCCACGCAACUAUGCCGGCGUGCCCAAAGGCCCAGCGAGUAUGCGUGAUAGCGAUCCACGGGCCGAUGCCUGGGCGGAGGCACGGGAGGCACGCGAAGCUCGAGAUGUGCGCGGCAGCGGCAGCGGCGGCGGCGAGUACGCCGGCCCGCCGCUACGCCACCAUGAUGCUGCCAUUCGCGAAGGCGGCCGUGACAUGGGCUGGGGCGAACGAUCGCGGGAACCUUCUGGCAUGGCUGAGCGCGAAUCACCAGUGCGGGGCGGCGGAUGGGGUCGCGAACGCCGAGAUGUCCCACAUCCGAGGGCCGGGUAUGGCCGAGACGAACGAUACUUUGGCCGCGAUGACCGCGACGUUGCUUCCACUCUGAUAGGAUCGGGCGGCGGCGGCGGCAGUACCAGCGUUGGCAGCGAUCUCGGCGGCGGCAGCGGCGGUGGAGGAGCCGGUGGAAGCAACACAUCUGGUGCUGGACCUGGUCCGGCUGAUCGACUCGACCCACGGUCGCAUCCUCACUCGCACCCGCAUUCUCACCCGCAUGCUCCUCCACACUAUGCCGCUUAUCGUCGCCCUUCAGCCACCGAGUAUGACGACGCUGUUCGAGGACCUCCUGCCGUGCCCCCGUACAACCGAGCCUCUGAUCAUUACAACCGCGGCAUUGGCAUUCGUGGUCGAAGCUUGGGUCUCGGUGGCGGUGGUGCCUCCUCCAACCCCACACACGCCCACGGCAACAGCGGUGCGCUUGGAGGUGUUCAGCGCCCGCCGGCUGCAGCAGGCAGUGUCGGCGGCGGCAACGGCCUACGUGACCCUGCGCGGGGAGACUAUGGAGACUACGACGACAUGGGGAUGGGGGUUGGACCGCCGGGCGGUCACGCACCACACGCACGCGGUGGCUUCCGGAGCGCAGGCGGUGGUGGUUGGGGCGGCAGAAGUCGCCCCCGUGGUGGCGCUGGCUCUGGCAGCGCCGGCGGUGGAGGGGGUGGUGGAAGAGGAAGGGGCGGUUGGAUGCGCUGA